Durio zibethinus is the source of this 2622-nucleotide messenger RNA. RefSeq lists its product as uncharacterized. Gene Ontology annotation, biological process: lipid homeostasis. NCBI's taxonomy places the organism in Eukaryota, Viridiplantae, Streptophyta, Magnoliopsida, Malvales, Malvaceae. The record is from RefSeq and is a predicted model, not a curated record. Gene Ontology annotation, cellular component: membrane; endoplasmic reticulum.
CACUGAGAGCAAAAUCCAAAUUCCAAUAUCACCCAAUAAACAAGAGACACAUUUCAAAAUGAUAAAAUUGCAUCCUUCCACUCCAUAAAGGGGCCCAAAACAACGACUCAUCAUCAUCCAAUCCCAUCAUCCCAAGCAUCCAGAAAUCAGCGGCUUCUGAUUACUUUCUUGAUAUGUUGUAUCCUUAUUCAUUUAUUAAAGUCCUCCAUUAUUGAGUUGGUUGGAGAUUCGAAGGACUCUUCCUACACUGAUUAACUCUUUACAGUUGGUGCCGCAUUUAUUCUUGCCACACUGAUUAAAUCUUACGGUCCCAGGCAUUGGUUGACCUUGGUUUUUCUUCAAGCACCCAAUUUUUCUCGUCCCUCGCUUGGGGUUUCUCUUUCAAAGAUUAGUUUUUUCCCCCUUUACCCACCUGCAUAUAGUUUGAAUUUCAUGGUUGCUUCUUCAAAUAUGCAGGCCAUGCUUGUGGAGGGAUGAAGAUAGGAGAAGAUACUCUUGUUACUAAGGUGAUUUUGAGAUUGCAAUAUGACGGCCGUGCCUAAACAGACAGUUAUGGCUAUAAAGUCUUAUCAAAAUCAGGCUCAGAUGUUGUUUAAGAACUACUUAUUGGCCGAUCCCUUCAUUCCGUACACUUCCAUCCUUGGUGGCAUUCUUGCUUGCAAAGUGGCCUAUGAUCUUACCCAGUUAAUCAGCAGCAUUUACAUCAAGACUUACCCUGGUCUUACUAAAAUUCAACGAGUAGAGUGGAACAACCGUGGCAUCUCUACAAUUCAUGCCAUUUUUGUUUCUGCUUUGUCAUUGUACUUUGUUUUCUGGUCGGAUCUCUUUUCUGAUCAACACCUUCCUGGUCUUGUUGUCUUCCGAAGCUCACCACUCUCUACUUUUGGAUUAGGGGUUUCUGUUGGAUACUUCCUUUCGGAUCUUGGAAUGAUUUUGUGGCUAUAUCCAUCUUUAGGUGGAAUAGAAUAUGUUAUUCAUCACUCCCUUUCUGGAAUUGCAGUGGCAUAUUCAAUGUUUACCGGAGAAGCACAGCUUUAUACGUACAUGGUUCUUAUAUCUGAGGUGACAACUCCAGAGAUUAAUAUGAGAUGGUAUCUUGAUACAGCUGGUAUGAAGAGAUCCAGUGCAUAUCUCAUUAAUGGUGUUGUCAUCUUUUUUGCUUGGCUGAUUGCAAGAGUUCUUCUGUUUGGCUACCUGUUCUACCAUGUGUACUUGCAUUAUCAGCAGGUGAUCAAGAUGCAUACCUUUGGCUAUGUCUUGGUUUUUGUGGUGCCGUCAGUAUUAGCUACCAUGAACUUGGUGUGGUUUGGGAAGAUUAUUAAAGGUUUGGUGAGGACUUUAGCAAAGAGGCAACGGCGAAUAUAGGAAGUAAACUUGAGUCUAAUAUCUUCGGAUAUUGAUCUGUCAGAGAUUUGUAUAUUUUUCUACUCCUGCGAUGUAUAAAUGAUAUAGAAAAGGUCAAAAUCUGAGUACUAAUGAAAAACAAAAUUGAGUCUGAUCUGACUUUUCCAGUUGAUGGAUAUGGGAUUGUUGGAUAUGGUCCCAACUGAAUGUACUAUUUCAGUAAUCACUCAAAUAGUUGACUUGCACUCAGUCUGUACGCCUAUGCCAUAUCUUUCAAUUAUUUCGUUUUCAUGAACACAAAUUCACUACUAAAGAUUUCUAAGAAUUAAUGUUUUAAAGCAAAAAUUGUUACCAUUUCAUAAAAAAAAAAAAAAUCCCAUAAAUUUGUUAUCUUUGAACAUUUCUUGAUUAUUUGAGUUAUUUUUCGCCACAGCAGAUCACCCUAUUUUCUUCUAUCUAUGCAGGAGUAGUCGGUAUCAACUGAUCUCAUAAUUUUGACAACGGCUCAACGGUCCAAUAUGAGUCAUGUUCAUGAUCACUUCCUUGCAUAUGGUAAUAAGGCAAACAAACUUUGUCAAUGCUUCAGUCUUUCUUGAGUCCUUUUUUUCUGGCUGAAUUCGUUGCCUACUCCAUUACUUCAUUAGCAUAUUUUGGAUUUUCAGACUGACAACACCAUCCCUUCUUCAGAAUUGUCUCAUUACUCAUUUUAGCAAUGGGGUUAGUCUUUUUCACGAUGAUGAUAUACAAUAUCAGAAUGGAAAUGCAGUUUCACCAGAAUUCAUCACUUCCACCAGAAAUAAGAAAACAUAAUUCUCAUGCAUAAAUUCCUUUCCUGUAAGUUACGUUCUUUUCUCUCAUUUUGUUUAUUUCAUAAACCAUUCUAGCUCUGGUGCAGCCAACACUCGUAUCAACAUUGACAAAACACCAAAAGCCGUAUCCUCAAUGAUCUGUUGGAAGUUGCUGAUUGGUACUCUUUUGCAUCGUCCAGAGGUCUAAAAGAAGCUUUUAAAUAUUCACUUCAGGAAAAUGAAGUCCCUACAUUUUGAAGCCCAUAGCAAAACUUUAUACUACUGCUUAAAAGUUACGAAAAAAAAGGUAAAAGUUCCCAAGUCCCAUACAACAAGGCCACACAAACUACAUCCAUGAGUUUUACAGGCUAAAAGCGGCAGAUGUAAUAACAUUCUCGGCAUCUUUACUAAAUACAAAACUAAAUGAGCCAAAACCCACCGACGACAGCCCCGACGAGUCCUUACAUGCUUACCAGUUAACCACAUAGGU